UUUUUUUUUUUUUUUCGCUUUUUUAUUGGUUCCCCUUUUCAUGGCUUCGUUCGCUCUAAGGUUUCUCUUUGUUAUUGUCUCUUAAACAACUCUCUUGCUCCAAUUGUCUGUUACUAUUGUCUUUCAUUUUCUUGCAGAUUCCUUCCCCAUUUUCCCGAGAUUCUUGACCAAGCCCAAACGCCUUUGAUUCGAUCUUCAUUUGUCGGUUAUUUUUAAUCUAAUGCGUCAUUUAAUAGCGAUAAAACUAGAGUAACUAUGAAAAACGGAACGGUAGAGAACGGAGUUUGCUCAAAGGAAUCGGUGGACGGAAGCCACGAUGUGUGGAGUUGUAAAGACUCUGAUUCUUCUUCUGCCGAUCAUCUUGUUGUUAUGGUCCAUGGAAUUCUCGGAAGUGCUACUGAUUGGAAAUUUGGAGCGGAGCAGUUUGUUAAAAGGCUACCUGAUAAAGCGUUUGUUCACUGCAGUGAACGAAAUAUGUCUAAACUAACUUUAGAUGGGGUGGAUGUAAUGGGUCAGCGUUUAGCACAAGAGGUCCUUGAAGUAAUACAAAGAAAGCCAAAUUUGUGUAAAAUCUCCUUUGUUGCUCAUUCUGUUGGAGGUUUAGUAGCCAGAUAUGCAAUUGGUAGACUAUAUAAACCUCCUAGUAUUGAAAAUGUUGGUAACCCAUCAGCUGAUACAAGUGAAAAGAAUUCAUGUGGUACAAUAGGUGGUCUGGAGGCUAUGAACUUCAUCACUGUUGCUACCCCACAUCUUGGUUCUAGGGGUAAAAAGCAGGUACCUUUUCUCUUUGGUGUAACUGCCUUUGAGAAAGUUGCAAAUGCUGUUAUUCAUUUGAUAUUUAGGAGAACAGGUCGGCAUCUUUUUCUCAAUGAUACUGAUGAGGGAAAACCUCCAUUGCUGAGAAUCAUGAUAGAAGGUCAUGGUGAAAAUUGUUUCAUGUCUGCACUGCAUGCUUUCAAAAGACGGGUGGCUUAUUCAAAUGUGGGCUAUGACCAUAUUGUCGGAUGGAGGACAUCGUCGAUAAGACGUAAUAGUGAAUUGCCAAAGUGGGAAGAUUCGCUUGAUGAGAAAUAUCCGCAUAUUGUACAUGAAGAAUAUUGCAAGGCAUGCGAUGCAGAGCCUAACUCUGUGGAAGAUGCUGGUCCUGAUAGGCUAGAGGAGGAACUGGUAACAGGCCUAUCUCGUGUUUCAUGGGAAAAAGUAGAUGUUAGCUUUCACAGCAGCAGGCAGAGGUUUGCUGCUCACAGUCUUAUACAGGUCAAAGACGAAGUCUUACAUAUUGAAGGUGCAGAUGUGAUACAUCAUAUGAUUGAUCAUUUUCUUACUUAGAAGUCAUUUACUCUUAGAACUAACACAUAUAAGCCACUGGUAUAAGGCUCGCAUAGGUGAAUGUGUCCCGGAUCAAAGAAAGGACCGAUUGCAUGGUAUGCAACUAAAUUCAGUCACAAGGAAUUUUGUUAAUUCCUGAUCUAUUGUUCUGUAUAUCUGUACAAUAUUUGUUCAUAAAUGCAGACAAUCCAAGUAGUAUUUGUAUCACUUAUUCCAUUCAUACAUGUGAUGAUUUAUUUAUAUAUAUGUAUGACAUAACAUAUACUAGUAUACAUUGAUGUUGCCGUGUCUGAUUAAUUUUAGGAGGGGCUGGUUAUUGAGUCA
This is a messenger RNA of Mangifera indica (mango), 1653 nucleotides long. RefSeq names its product lipid droplet phospholipase 1-like. The coding region runs from base 256 to 1329 and encodes 357 amino acids. NCBI's taxonomy places the organism in Eukaryota, Viridiplantae, Streptophyta, Magnoliopsida, Sapindales, Anacardiaceae. The transcript has 11 exons. The record is from RefSeq and is a predicted model, not a curated record.